AUGAAUGCCCCUCCUGCCUUCGAGUCGUUCUUGUUGUUCGAAGGCGAGAAGAAGAUCACCAUUAACAAGGACACCAAAGUACCCAAUGCCUGUUUGUUCACCAUCAACAAAGAAGAUCACACACUAGGAAACAUUAUUAAAUCACAGCUGUUGAAGGACCCUCAGGUGCUGUUUGCUGGCUACAAAGUUCCCCACCCCUUGGAGCACAAGAUCAUCAUCCGUGUGCAGACCACACCAGACUACAGCCCCCAGGAGGCCUUCACCAAUGCCAUCACAGACCUCAUUAGUGAGCUCUCCCUGCUGGAAGAGCGAUUCCGGGUGGCCAUCAAAGACAAGCAAGAAGGAAUUGAAUAA
Messenger RNA from Pipistrellus nathusii (Nathusius's pipistrelle), 354 nucleotides. Lineage: Eukaryota; Metazoa; Chordata; Mammalia; Chiroptera; Vespertilionidae. The record is from the annotation of a GenBank genome assembly.